UGAUCGAAUGUUCGCGCACCUGGUCGUUUCCAACAUGAAAUAGCAACUUUACUGUGACGUCAGAUAGUCACGUGACGGGCAGUACGCCAGCUCAGUCUCCACAGGGCUGUUCGUGAGGCAACAAUCGUUACAUAUCGAGACAUUGAUCGAAGUAAUCUGACAGCACUAGGAGCUUGAAUCUAUCUCGUGGCCAGGAUGCCACCUCUCACAAUGAACGGAGACAUGAAGUCCACGCUACAGGACUACAUCAGCAAGAACAAGGUCAUGAUCUUCAGCAAAGCAACAUGUCCAUACUGUCGAAAGGUGAAGAAGUUGUUCAACACCCUGACUGUUGAAUACACAGCUCUUGAAAUAGACGAGUUAGACAAUAUGAGCGCUAUCCAGACUGGCCUGUUUGAGAUGACAGGACAGAAAACCGUGCCUAACGUAUUCAUCAAUGGAAACCAUAUUGGUGGAUGUGACUCGGUACUGAAGCUCCACCGUAACAGCAAGCUGAUGGAGCUGGUGUCAACACCAAGCGUCACCUAUGAGUAUGAUCUGGUUGUGAUAGGAGGAGGUUCAGGUGGACUUGCUGCCUCGAAGGAAGCAGCACAGCUGGGAAAGAAAGUGGCGCUUCUGGAUUUUGUGAAACCAAGUCCUCAGGGAACGGCAUGGGGAUUGGGAGGAACAUGUGUAAAUGUUGGCUGCAUCCCAAAGAAGCUGAUGCACCGGGCGUCGAUGCUAGGUGAGGAACAUGAAGAUGCCAAGAAGUUUGGUUGGGACUACGGGAAACACAGUCACAAGUGGGACGUCAUGAGGGACGGUAUUCAGGAUUACAUCGGCUCCCUCAACUGGGGUUACCGGGUGCAGCUGCGAGACAAGAAUGUCACCUACAUCAACGGAUAUGGUGAAAUAAUUACACCUCACAAGAUCAAGGCGACAAACAAACGUGGGAAAGUGCAGGAAUUAACCACAGAGACCAUCAUCAUCGCAACAGGGGAACGACCUCGCUUUCCUGACAUCCCUGGAGUCAAGGAGUACAGUAUAACAAGUGAUGAUCUCUUCUCCCUGCCAUACUGUCCCGGCAAGACGCUGUGUGUUGGAGCCUCGUAUGUGUCACUAGAGUGCGCUGGGUUCCUCCAUGGUCUGGGGCUGGACACAACAGUCAUGGUGCGGUCGAUCCUCCUACGAGGGUUUGACCAACAGAUGGCAGAGAAAAUCGGUGACUACAUGGAGAAAAGCGGGCUGAAGUUCAUCUACAACGCUGUUCCACAGAAGAUAGAGCGGCUAGAAGAGGGCACACCGGGGAGGUACAGAGUUACUGCCCUUGGACGUGAGGGCCAGGAGAUCGUGGAGGAGUACAAUACCAUCCUGUAUGCUAUUGGCCGAGACCCAUGUACAUCAGGCAUUGGACUGGAGAAUGCUGGUGUUAAGCUCAACCCAAAAAAUGGGCGUGUAAUCUGUGAUGACCGGGAACAGACCAGUGUCCCCAACAUCUACGCCAUUGGUGAUAUUGUUGACGGUAAACUGCAGCUGACCCCCGUGGCCAUCCAGGCAGGGAAACUCCUGGCCCGGAGAUUGUAUGAUGAAUCCAAAGUCCUGUGUGACUAUGUCAACGUAGCAACCACAGUCUUCACCCCGUUGGAGUACGGAGCCAUUGGGUACGCAGAGGAAGAUGCCAUUGACAAAUUUGGAGCUGAAGACAUUGAGGUAUACCAUUCUAACUUCCGUCCACUGGAAUGGACGGUACCAGGCCGGUCAGAAAAUGCCUGUUAUGCAAAGCUCAUCUGCCGCUUGAGUGAAAAUGAGAAAGUCAUAGGAUUCCACGUUAUUGGACCUAAUGCAGGGGAGAUAACUCAAGGAUAUGCAAUUGCUAUGAAGAAGGGAGCUACAAAAGAAGACUUUAACAAUGCAAUAGGCAUUCAUCCAACAUGCUCGGAGAUUUUCACGACGAUGGAUGUGACGAAAAGAAGCGGGCAGGACUCCGCCGUAUCUGGCUGCUGAGGUUAAUUCCCUGCUGCUAGUGUCUCUCGCUCCUAACACUGUACCUGCAGACUGCAUCAGAAACCUGGCUUACUGAACAUAUUCACUUGAUACUAAUGAUAAUGAUGAUAAUUCAUACAUUUAUAGAGCACAGCAAUUUACAAUUAUGAUGUGCUCUGUGCACAAGCAGAAAUUUUAUCACUUGAACUUGUAGUAUUGAUCAAACAAGUUUGUCUUUAGCUGUUAUUUGAAUGAUGAGACAGUGGUAGGAGUUUUUAUAGUAUCUGGAUAACAGUUCCAAUUAAACGCAGCUAUAAAACAUCUUUUUUCAAAAAGAAGGACUGCAAUGCACUAGAUUGGAAGGAAAUAGUUGAACAGAAACAAGUUAAUAUUAAUUAGAGUUAAUAUAUUCAGGCAGUUUUUCUGAUUUGUUACUGUUAUUUGUUUCAUGAGUAGACAAAUUACUCAAGCACAAACGUUCAGUAUAACAUCUAUGGUAUUAGAUGCAGGACAUGUAGGUAUUUGGAGUUUGAGAGACCAUCAGCAGGGGAGAUAACUCGCUUGUGUGAAGACAGAGGGCGUUAGUGUGGCGCCAUUAUGACAGCCAACAUCAUAAACCCAACAGGGCGAUGUGGCUUGACCACUCUGUCAACACACAGGCACAGACGAACAGAAUGUAUUGACGUCUGCGAAUGCGUUUGAAGACGUCUGCUACCUGUUUGAGAUCAGACAUUUGAUUGACAUCAAUGUGUUUUUGUACAGAUACUGUUUAUAAGUUAAUGUGUCUUUGGAUGAACUCUGAAUUUUGUACAUACAUGUAUAAGAAUGUCCCAUUGUCUUUAAGUCCAUGUUGAUUGUCUGUGAUAGAACUAGUCCAUCUGACAACAACAAAGCAAUGAUAAUCUGUGUCCAAACCUGCCAACAAGUUCGGACAUUGCUCUGUUUUCAAAUAACAAUAGGAACUGUUUCAGUAUCGAGGAGUCGAGAUUUGUCUAUGCAAAUGUUUUCUUUGUAAAUCUUCUUUAAUUGCUAAGUCAACAGCUUUUCAAGAUAAAGAUCUGAUGUAAAGAGCAAUAUUUCAUGAUGAGAAUUAAUGCUUUCAGCUUCUUCGCAAAACAUGGUUGUAUUGAAAACUAGAAGACAUUUGCCAAUAAUAUCCUUAUUUUCACGUCUGAUUAGCUGUUAUCAUGACACACACUGAGCUAUAAAUGUGGUCAUUCUGCAUAGAAAAAAAGAGCUAAAUAUUACAUUACUAUCAACUAUAGCAGCUUAUGAUAUCAAGUACCAAAAAUCGGAACGAUGUAAUUUAUGACAUGUCAAUGUUAAGAUGUCAAUGGCAAUCUAUCCAUAUGUUAAACAUACAGUGCUAUUUAGUUUCCAGCUGUAAUAUUAUGGCAAAAUUGUAUUAUCUCAGAUUAAUAUUGUUACAUGAAGGGUUUUUUUACUGCUAGGAAGACAAGACAUAUUUUUGCCACAUCUAAGAAUUGUACACUGUAUCUCACCUAUUUGUGAAUAAAGAUUCAUGAAUA
Molecule: messenger RNA, 3491 nt
Organism: Haliotis rubra (blacklip abalone)
Lineage: Eukaryota; Metazoa; Mollusca; Gastropoda; Lepetellida; Haliotidae
Product: thioredoxin reductase 1, cytoplasmic-like
Biological process (GO): cell redox homeostasis; cellular response to oxidative stress; glutathione metabolic process
Cellular component (GO): cytosol; mitochondrion
Molecular function (GO): glutathione-disulfide reductase (NADPH) activity; thioredoxin-disulfide reductase (NADPH) activity; flavin adenine dinucleotide binding
Source: RefSeq, a predicted model, not a curated record